UCAAAUUUACUAGCAGACUUGGUUUCUGGAGAAAUAUUCCAUCUGUACUGACUACCAGAAACAAGUAAAACAAUAGCAUGUAAUCAUCUCAGUAAUUGAGCAAGACAGAACAUUUCUUUUGUGUUUGUUCCCUUGGAUGACAUCCAAUCACUAAGCCUGUUAUUAUCACGUUUCCAGAUCUCAUGUUUCUGGUUGUUCGUCCCGAACAGAGGCUGCAAAGUAAUAUUUUUGUUAAUCUGAACGAUUUCACACAUAGUUUAGCUACAAAUAGGCUACAAAUGCUGUUAAUAGUGAGAGUUUAAUAGUAAGUGUGUGUUUAAGUUUGAAUUCUUAAAUACCAAGCAGUGCUUCACCUAAAACUAAUAUUUUAGUACAAUACUCAUUAUGAAUUCUUAAUAUUCAUUUAAAAACAAUCCAACAAUAUUUAAAUGCACCUAAUAUUAUAUUGUUUUUUGAUUGGAGUCCUAAAACAUUUUAUUCCUGAACUUUCCACCAACAAUACAUAAAGCCCAAUGUGCAUUAUGUACUUUUUUGUUUUUUUGUUGUUGUUUUUUUCAGAGAAAUGAACUAAACAUAAACUGAAGCAAGUGCUAGUACAAUCACCUUAAUUCAUUAAUAACAGAUUAUUAACAGGGAAAAUUCAAAAGUAGCUUUAAGUUUUGUGGGUUUGACUUAGAAAACCCUUCAUUUGUAAUCUGGCCUCUCUAUAGCAACACAUUCUCAAACAAACACACACACACACACACACACACACACACACACACACACACACACACACACACACACACACACACACACACACACACAUAAACACACACUCAGAAAGUGAGUAACUCUGAGCAGAAAAUUCAGGCUUCUAAUUCACCGAGUUAAACAGUACAACACAGACAAACACACGAUGACAAUGAAGACCCAAGAUAUUCAUCACACUAGCUCUUUUCCAUCCAUUCUCGAUUCCUACCUGUUUUCUGAAGACUUGGGAAAGGCAGUCUCUGUGGCCAAAGUUGUGACACAGGUGAAGAAGCUGAAGGAGAGACGAGUUCAGCGUCCUGUAUCUGCUGCUGAGCUCCAAAAAAGGAAAGUCCUCCUUAAACAGCGACAUCUAGAGGCGUAUCGUAGGCUUCACAGCCUGAAGGACAGAUUGUCCCAAAAAUACGCCAAGUUGCUCUCGGAAAAAGUCCAAAGACAGCGACAGGAGAUGAAACAGCACACCUCUGUUCAUUUAAACACCACAGAAAAACACAAUGGACAGAGCUCAAGAGCCUUGUCCUUCCAGGAGUUUGUUGGCUCAAGCCUUAAAGAUAAUGCUGCAUUCCUGAAGUCUUUACCGAAGACACAUUAUUACCUGAUCUUGGAGCUCCAGAGGCAACUGGGUCAGCGUGAGAGUCUGCAGCGUAUCAGGGAGCAAGAGGUGUUCAGGUCCUGGAUGGACCACAGCAACACCAAACAGCUAGAGAAACAACUACAGCAAAUAAAGCUUUCCAGCAAGUCAGAUCCAGGGCUGAAGUUAGAUGAUUUGCUAAAGAAGAAGUUAAAAGUUCUACCAAAGAUACAGAUUUCUCUUGCAGAAGGUGCAGAUCAACAAAAGCACCAUGAUACAUUCUCAGAGAGUGGAGGAGGAGUACAGGUCAUCUCUCCAGUUUUCCAUGGCAAACAAAUCCAGGAACAGGAUGAAUCUGAGCUAACGUUUCCCAGUGUGUUCUUGCAGAAGUUACAGGUACCCAAGUUUUCCACUUUGCAGCCCAGUUUCUUGGAAGCAUUCAGGACCAACAUUGCUCCAUUGAAAGCUAACGAGCCACUUCACCAAUCAAAAACUGCAUCUGUAACUCAGCGUAAAUUACGUCUCAUGCACAGCUUGUCUCUUUUCAACAUGGCUCAGGCUCAGAGUUUACUGAUUAAAAAUGGACUGAUGAUGCAGUACGAUAAAGGAAACAGCAUCCAAGACAUGAUGGAGUACGCAUAUCCAAACAUAGUCUUAGCUAAAGAACUGAGAUGUCGCAGUGAUCCUCCACUUCCAGACCAGUCCCUGAGAGAUCACACGACAACCGAAUCCUCUGAAUGCAUUAAAGAGGAAAUUAAUACACAAGCCGACCAGAUUGGCAGCUCUGAACUAUCUGAAGAAGUGCAAGAUCCCUGCAACAGCACCCGCACUGACAAGGUUCCCCUGUCCAUGGAGGAUAUUUAUGCUCCUUGCAUUUUACUGGGUAAACCAUUUAAUAAGAAGACGUGGAGCAAUUAUGCACAGUGAAAUAAUAAACAUUUGUCAGAACUGCAGCUUUUAAAGCAUACCUAUAUAUUUUUUCCUGUAUAGCAAUUCAUUGUGGUUAUGCAUUUAAUUUUUUGCACAAUAGUUUAGCUAUUUUCUGAGAACCUUCUAUUUUGAGGGGGGGGGGUGUCAUAAUACUGGAAAUAAUUAUGAGGGAGUUUACAAGCCUAAUCAAUUGAUAAUAUUGCACGAAUGUUGUUAA
Molecule: messenger RNA, 2468 nt
Organism: Tachysurus fulvidraco (yellow catfish)
Lineage: Eukaryota; Metazoa; Chordata; Actinopteri; Siluriformes; Bagridae
Exons: 14
Coding region: 899-2248 (449 amino acids)
Source: RefSeq, a predicted model, not a curated record